AUGUGUAUCGGGUACCGGAUCAUCCAGUACCAGUGUCAGUGUAAGUACAACUGGCUGACGAAGAAGUGCGAGACGCAUCCGGAUGAGCACGAUGGCACGUCCUUCGAGCUGCCGAACCGGGCCAAUGUGCCCUGUCAGCUUGUGAAGGAUCGCCAGUACUGCCCCGGUGUCGAUCGCGAAGAGGCUGUCGACACGAUGAAGUUGAAGCUGUUCUGCCCGCAUUGUGUGGAGAGCAAGCAGGAGGAGCUCCGAAAGUUCUUCUGCGAGGAGUACGCGGUGACGGCGCCCCACGUGGAAAAGUUCAACGACAACGCCCGCGCCUUACUCGACUUCGCACUCACGGAUAUCAUGCGCAACCCAGUCACUCGGGUCCCCAUCGCAGACACGCAGCACAUUGAGCGCAAGCUUCGCACGCUGGAGAAGAGGGUGUUGAAGUGGAACCCCAACAUGGGAGUCCCUUCCAAGUCUCAUAGCCUGAAAAUCCAGCGGUGGGCUCGUGGCGAAGCGAAGGAUUUGGAUGACGGUGCGUCCAGCAGUGACAACGACAACGCUGGUGAGGGCAGCAGCCGUCCCCGGCGCCCCUCCCGCUCGUAA
Messenger RNA from Grosmannia clavigera kw1407, 594 nucleotides. RefSeq lists its product as uncharacterized. The record is from RefSeq and is a predicted model, not a curated record. NCBI's taxonomy places the organism in Eukaryota, Fungi, Ascomycota, Sordariomycetes, Ophiostomatales, Ophiostomataceae. The transcript has a single exon. Bases 1 to 594 code for a protein of 197 amino acids.